ACGGGCCAUAGCGAGGGUCUCAGGCCAUCAAUCGUGUGAUCUCAGACGUGCAGAGCACUCAAUGGGCAAGAUAAAGACGUAUACUCAGCGGAGUCGGGCUGGUUGUGCGGAGUGUAAGCAGCGUAGGAUCAAAUGUGAUGAGGGAAGGCCCCAGUGUCAGCGGUGUGUGAAGCGUGGACUGGGCUGCCACUACACCGGGGUGACUUUGCUCUGGGAAGAGGAUGCCAGGAAGAGAGGCAUUGCGUUUGGAAGGUCGGCUGAUGCCAUAACUAACAAGGAGAGGCCCCCAGAAACCGUGAAGAUAAACAACGUCGUGCCACUGAGACAGCACUACCCGUUUCUCAACGUAUGCGAUAAGGACAUGUCGAGGUUGUACGAUGGGAAGAUGAUUCAUGACGGCAUAGCCAUGCCGGAGGGGCAUGAUGAAUUGCAAAAGAUCUUUGAAAGAGGCCUCGUGCCUGUUCUGGAGAACCCGGUAAGGUACAGUGCCUUCGACUUCAACUUUGGUGAGGCUCAUACGUUCUCAUUCGAUGAUAUAUUCUUGGAGUCCUUUGCACCUUUCCCGGUCUCCCAGCUCCUCAAUCCUCCAGAGACAGAUAUCAGCCAGACAACGCUGGUGCUGAACUUCGUGGAAAAGGAGCUUGUUUCCUAUUUCAUAGACAUGGUUGCUCCCCAUUGUGUGUGCUGUAAAGUGAGCUCAAAUAGUGCUAUAAACAGUUACCUGGCACCGGAGUUGAAUCCGUACCUCUAUUUGAUCAUACCUCUGUCUUUGAAGUCCAGGAUUGUCAUGAAGACCAUAGUUGUUGCUUCAUCUACACAGCUUGUACUCUUGGGACACCACGAGUACUCAACCGUAGCCGAGAAGUACUUGGAAGAGAUUGUCCACGAGUUGCCGUUGCUGGUGGAGUCCACCAAGGCAACUGGCACGAACUUGGAUGAGGUGUUUGCCGUUGUUAUCAUGCUAUGCUUCGCUGAGAUUUCAGCGUAUUGCAGCAACUCAUGGCUGUCAUUGCUAAACUACGCAAAGAAGGUCUUAAAGGAGUCGUCUGGGGAACGAGACAAGAUAAUGACGCCCAUGGCGAGGUUCUUCAUCAGAUAUUUCAUAUCCCAUGAGGUUAUGGGCGAGACAGCGUGGGAACAGGAUUCAUCGCCCGUGAAGAACGAUCCCUCACUGAUGAUGCAAGAUGAUUCCUUCAUCCAGGAGCUGAAAAAGGACGGUGACAACAAGAUCGACUUGGUCUUUGGCUGCUCACCAUAUCUCGUGUCAUUGGUACAUCGAAUCACCGUUAUACGGCAAUGCUUCGACUACCUCGAGCUCGAGGUACACCACAAGGACAUGUACAACGUCGAAAUUCUCAACCAUUCUAUGGAGACGCAGAAAAUGCUAAGUGCCAUCAAUCAACAGCUGCCCGAUAACAGCGACUUGUACUUCAACCACGACGAGAUCCAGCACAUCCUCAUCGUCGCGGAGAUCAAGCGUUUGACCGCACUGCUCUACCUCCACGGCGUCAUGAGCCAGAGGCCCGAGUUCAUCGCCCUCAGUCAAGUCGACCAUAUCGACUGCACGAACGACAUCAUCGCCCUAACAAAAAAGCUGCCAGAAUGCUACAUGUCGCUGCUGUGGCCCAUAUUCAUCGUGGGCCUCGUCAUACCAGACAUCGAAAGCGUGCGAUGGUUUGUACUGGACUCCCUGCAACAGAUGGAGAGGAAACGGAAGCUCAAGACAGUGGAAGCUGCCCGUGAAACGCUACUCGGAGUGUGGAAGGAGAAAGACCUCGGCGUAAUGUCGGUCAGCUGGAAGGAAAUGAUAAAGGGCAAGACCAGUGCCAUAAGUUUAGCGUAAUACACACCAUCCAACCCUAGAAUCCCCUCAAUUAGCAACGUGUGACGAUGCCUUGGCUCAUUUACCACUCGUUACGAGUUGAUCUGUAGGGCUUCGGUACGGUGAACGCGCAUGGACCUUCGCUAACGCUCUGGUAAAUCUCGAAUCACCACUGCCUUUGCAAUCAACUUGCGCUGCGCUGCCCAUAUGGUAUUGAUUUUAGUGCCUGGUCUUUCGUUGAUCUGAUGAUUUUGAAAC
Molecule: messenger RNA, 2080 nt
Organism: Williopsis jadinii
Lineage: Eukaryota; Fungi; Ascomycota; Saccharomycetes; Phaffomycetales; Wickerhamomycetaceae
Product: Zn(II)2Cys6 transcription factor
Exons: 1
Coding region: 62-1843 (593 amino acids)
Biological process (GO): positive regulation of transcription by RNA polymerase II
Cellular component (GO): nucleus
Molecular function (GO): zinc ion binding; transcription cis-regulatory region binding; DNA-binding transcription factor activity, RNA polymerase II-specific
Source: RefSeq, a predicted model, not a curated record